UGCACAAAUUCGUGCACCAGGCCUCUAGUUUUGAAUCAUGGAAUUGAUCUGAAAAUUGUGGAGUUAGUCAUUUAUGUUGCAAGUAUCGUGAGAGAAUGAAUGAAGACUUAGAACAAUGCUUGUGGGGUCCUCACUUCCCAUCCAUCGUAGUUAUCCAAGGAGAGUGACUUAGUUGACCUUCAGAAUACAGGUAUUUACCAUCCUCCUAUUUCUCACAGAGGUGGCCUCAGUAACAUGCUGUUCCUGUGCUCCUUACCCGACACUGUGGCCACCGUUGGUGACGAGCCUCGGAAAGUGCUCCUACGGCUGUAUGGUGCGAUUUUAAAGAUGAGGUCCUGUAAUAAGGAGGGAUCCGAACAAGCUCAGAAUGAAAAUGAAUUUCAAGGCACUGAGGCCAUGGUUCUGGAGAGCGUCAUGUUCGCCAUUCUUGCAGAGAGGUCGCUUGGGCCGAAGCUCUAUGGCAUCUUUCCGCAAGGCCGCCUGGAGCAGUUUAUCCCGAGCCGGCGAUUAGAGACUGAAGAAUUAAGUUUGCCAGAUAUUUCUGCGGAAGUAGCUGAGAAAAUGGCCACAUUUCAUGGAAUGAAGAUGCCAUUCAAUAAGGAACCAAAAUGGCUUUUUGGAACAAUGGAAAAGUAUCUAAAUCAAGUGCUGAGAAUUAAAUUUACCGAGGGAGCCAAGGUGAAGCAGCUCCACAGAUUCCUCAGUUACAACCUGCCUUUGGAACUGGAGAACCUGAGAUCAUUGCUUGAAUCCACUCCAUCUCCAGUUGUAUUUUGUCAUAAUGACUGUCAAGAAGGUAACAUCUUAUUGCUGGAAGGGAGAGAGAAUUUGGAAAACCAGAAACUGAUGCUCAUCGACUUUGAAUACAGCAGUUAUAAUUACAGGGGAUUCGACAUUGCGAACCAUUUCUGUGAGUGGAUGUAUGAUUAUAACUAUGAGAAGUACCCCUUUUUCAGAGCAAACCUGGGGAAGUUCCCCACCAGGAAGCAGCAGCUCCAUUUUAUUUCCAGUUACUUGGCUGCAUCCCUAAAUGAAAUUGAAAACCUCAGUAAUGAAGAAAAAUUCAUUAUAGAAGAAGAAAUGCUGGUUGAAGUCAAUAGGUUUGCCCUUGCCUCCCAUUUCUUCUGGGCACUGUGGUCCAUCGUGCAGGCCAAGAUUUCAUCCAUCGAAUUCGGCUACAUGGACUAUGCCCAAGCGAGGUUUGAUGCCUAUUUCCACCAGAAGAGGAAGCUGGGGGUGUGACCGCGGGAGGACUUCUUAUACUCCGUCCCUGGACUGCGUGGGGCGGCCGAGCCAUGGAGCCCUCUGCUCCAACUGCUGUUCCUGCGGCAAGAAGCUGGGAUGGCUCGCUGCCGCACACAGAUGUGUAUGAUACAAAAGACUGUAUUAAAAUUGAGUAACAUUUAUUUCAUAUCUUGUUUACGAUUUCACUAGGCCUCUGACAAGCUCGGGCAGCAGAAACACAGUUCAGUAGUGCAAUAGUGCGAUAGCUCAGAUUCCUCUAGUCCAGAGAGGCCCCGCCUGCGCAGACAUGCAGCCAGCCAGCAUGCCACCACAGGCGCUUCUGGUUACUGUUGACUCUUUACAGGACUUUACCCUGCUGGUGAGCACUGUACCGGCUCUGUAGGUAACGUGUGUAGACACUGCUCACUCCUGAGGGUGACGAGGGACAGGCAGACCGUGAUGCCGCUCGUGGCCUGACAGUCGUCUCCAGAAGCUGUUCCUUCACCCUCUGGUCCAAAAGGCUGAAGCUCAAGGAAGCAGAAUGCACACGGCGGGCGCCAGCUGCUGUCUCCGUGCGAUGAAUGUAGCUCCUGGUACCUGUCGUGUGUUCAGUUGUACGGACAGAUCUCUCCCUAAGUGGGUGUAGCCUCUGCCUCGCCCUCCUCACUGAAUGUUGCUUUAUUAACUCUGCCUCAAAGGGCCACGGCAGGCAAGGGCAGCGUGGGGGUGUGCAGGCCCCUGCCUCCCAGCUGCCUCCUGUGGGGACCAGGGGCUUUGUCCCCUCCCUGCCGCCUUUUCUCCUCCAUGACUGCAGCCUGGAGCUGACCGUUCUGUGACAGGGCUGUCUGCCCCAGGGCCCCUCAGGAGCAGAAACCCUGGCUGGGGCUCUCGGUGGCCAACCCUCACUGCUCUGACGCCCCAGUGUCCUUCCGGUGGGACCAGCAGCCUGUGUGUGACAUGUGGGGCGUGGGUAGACUAUAGCUGUGAAAUUUGUAUAUGUUAAAUAUCCUUUGGGAUACAUUUUUUAAACCUCUUACUGAAUUAUUUCUGUGCAUACAGUUCUGCUACCACAGAGAUUGUACUAUACAAACAAUAAAAAAAUAAAACCCCA
Myotis lucifugus (little brown bat) is the source of this 2335-nucleotide messenger RNA. It is a transcript of the gene CHKA, whose product is annotated as choline kinase alpha. Lineage: Eukaryota; Metazoa; Chordata; Mammalia; Chiroptera; Vespertilionidae. Gene Ontology annotation, biological process: phosphatidylethanolamine biosynthetic process; CDP-choline pathway. Gene Ontology annotation, cellular component: cytoplasm. The record is from RefSeq and is a predicted model, not a curated record. Gene Ontology annotation, molecular function: choline kinase activity; ethanolamine kinase activity. The transcript has 11 exons. Bases 235 to 1242 code for a protein of 335 amino acids.